GUCGGGUUUCUCGGCAAGAGAUGAACAAUGGAGACGGCCGCCCUUUCUUUAGCCCGUUGCCCCACUUGCGUUUCUCUUACUGCUCGUAGCUUCGCUCUCGUUUUCUUGGCAGAGAAGGGCGGCUCACCGUCCGCCACACCCCUCCCCGACUCGCCCCCUCUUACUUCUGGGCUGGCAGCCCCGUCAGUUGACCGGGGCUCUCUCGCUAGCUAGGAGCUCUCACUGGUGCCUCGAUGCAGUCCGCCAGCCUCAAUAUGCAGCCCUACGACGCGAAGGAUCAGGGCGCGCCCGCUCCCCCUUACGCCUACCCGAGGGGCGCCGUGGCCCCGGCGUUGCCCGCGCGGCAGCCGCAGGACUACGUGCUUUGGUCCUUGUUCAACUUCGUGUUCAUGAACGCCUGUUGCCUCGGCUUCGCCGCCGUCGUCUUCUCCUUUAAGUCACGGGAUCGUAAAGUUGUUGGAGAUGCUGAAGGUGCAACCAGCUAUGGCAAUACAGCUAAGAGUCUGAAUAUUGCUGCGCUGAUACUGAGCAUCUUGUUCUUCAUCAUCAUCAUCAUCCUGAUUGCUACUGGUGCAAUAGCAAUGCAACAUUUGGCACAACAGAUGAGGGAGGAUCAUCGCAAUACUCUGGACGAUUAUUUCCAGAGGAAUGGCAAAUAGAUCUUCUAUCCAGGAUAUUUUCCCCAGGGUCCAUGUCAUCCUCAACAGGCAUUGGCUGCUGUUCUUUUGACUUUGAUAGUACCUGUCCUGCUCUUUCAAUUGCAAAGAAUAAGGCAUUCCACAAUACCGCUUGAACUGCUUGAAUUUUUCAAAAGCCAGAGGUUUAUGUCCUCACCUAAAGCCCUGAGCCCAUUGCUUGUUUACCAAGGCCCAUGAGGGAUUGGGCAGAUCAUCUUGAUUUGCUCAAACUAGAUCUGAAAAUUGACACAGAAGGAAGACCUUAGAUCAGGGCAAAGAUUCUACUAUCCUGGGAUCUGGCUUUGUGCCUUUCCAGUUCCUGUGGCUGAUGGCAAUUAUGGCUGUUUCUCUUUGUUGUUCUGACACACUUACUACUAAAGAUAUAUUCCAGAGCUUUCCUGCAUUGAAAUGUGAAGUCUAUGGUGGAUUUUGAGCAAAUAAAUAUAUCCUAUGGGUUUUGUGUAAAA
This is a messenger RNA of Eublepharis macularius, 1144 nucleotides long. Its product is annotated as dispanin subfamily A member 2b-like. The transcript has 2 exons. Bases 234 to 659 code for a protein of 141 amino acids. Gene Ontology annotation, cellular component: plasma membrane. The record is from RefSeq and is a predicted model, not a curated record. NCBI's taxonomy places the organism in Eukaryota, Metazoa, Chordata, Lepidosauria, Squamata, Eublepharidae. Gene Ontology annotation, biological process: defense response to virus; type I interferon-mediated signaling pathway; response to type II interferon.